Messenger RNA from Sturnus vulgaris (Common starling), 1308 nucleotides. The record is from RefSeq and is a predicted model, not a curated record. NCBI's taxonomy places the organism in Eukaryota, Metazoa, Chordata, Aves, Passeriformes, Sturnidae.
AUGGCUUACAGAAUCGGGGUCCUGCUGCCCCUGGCAGGUGCCAUGGUCACGCAGGGCUGUGGUGAGUAUCACUCCUCCCGCAGUGGCAGCACAGACAGACCGGUGACACUGCAGGGGGACGAGUGGAUGAUGCACAGGGCUCCUGCUGACCUGCCCUCGGUGGCUGACGGGUGCCAGGCUGCAGUCGCCCACCACCACCUGAUCCAGGAGCUGCUGCACCGCAUGGAGAAAUCCGUCGAGUUUGACAAACCACCGAACCCCAGCAUCCUGCUGGCCAUGAACCUGGCUGGAGCCACCCACGGCCACGUUCACAGCUGGCUGCUCCAGCAGAUAAAGAAGGACGCAGUGGAGAGAGCCCAAACAGACAUGACCUCGGGACAGGUGGCUCUGUAUGUCCUUGCCCUCCUCUCCUCCUGCCAGGACCCCUGGCGUGUUCAUGCCAUGGGGAAGACCGUCAACCUGAUCCCCAUCCUGAAGCAGAAAAUGAAUGAGGAGAUCAGCAGAAACGUGAUCACCUGGUACAACGAGAGCCUGGACAUCCUGGCCCUUUGCCUGGCGAAGGAAUAUGACAUCCAAGAUGCAGUCAAGGCUGUGGCUGAGAAGCUGCUGAAGUCUAGGAGUUGCCUCUGUGUGGACACCCAAGCCAUGGCGGUACUGGCGCUGGUGUGCGCCUACAACCACACAGACAAGCAGGAUCUGAUCCAUGAUGCACUAAAGGUGGUGACCAACGAUUUCCUGGAUGAGCAAGAGAGGAGGAAUGGCAUGAUUGGGAAUAUCUACAGCAUGGGGCUCGCCCUGCAGGCUCUGGAGACCUCGAGUGAGUUUUACGCCCCUCGGAAGUGGGACCGUGCCCAGGCCUUCAGCGUGGUCUACAACCACGACUACCAGCAGCCCAUGGCCAUAGCCCAGGUGCUGCCUCCCCUCGUGGGCAAGUCCUACCUGAACGCAGAUGCCAUCACGGUGCAGUUCUCCAUAACCAACACGCUGAAGAAUUACUUCCACUACUCCACCUCGGUGUGUGUCCCAGGUAACUCCACGCUGCUCCGGGUGAUGCAGGUGGCAAGGAAUGAGAAACCUGACGUCUUUUGCUUCAAGAUAAAGAAGGAAAAACUGGGUCCCUUUGUGACCUCCAUCCACGGGCUGGAUGGCAACAAAACAGAAGGGACCUACUGGCAGUUCUUCAGCUGCUGGAGUCCCCUCCAGGAAGGGGUCGGAACCUACAAGCCUAAAAACUGGGAGCACAUCCAGGCCAUCUUCAGCAUCUGCCGAAGGCACCAAGAAACCCUGGACAGCACCAUGGAGCAAUAA